Racocetra persica is the source of this 686-nucleotide messenger RNA. The record is from the annotation of a GenBank genome assembly. Lineage: Eukaryota; Fungi; Glomeromycota; Glomeromycetes; Diversisporales; Gigasporaceae.
CUAGUAAUUUACGACCAUGUAUAUCGGUUAGUAGACAUUGGUGUAAGAUAGCAAUUCCAGUUCUCUGGCGAGUACCAAUUUAUCCUGGUGAUUAUUCACCCGAGAAAACAACCAAACUUCUUGCAAGAUCCUAUUUACUAUGUCUUCCCAAGAAUAUAAAAGAAGAUAUUAAAAAGGAAGGAAUAUAUUUUCCACCUGCACCACGUGGACGACCACCACUCUUUGAUUAUCCUUCAUUUUUAAGAAUCCUAGAUUUUGAUCGUAUUUCAGAGAUGGCAAAAUUAUGGAUUAUUCAUCGAAGAACUUUGACAAAACCAAAGCAACAUUACAUUGACAUAUUGAAAAAAACUUUUUGUGAAUUGUUUCUGGAACGAGCUGAGAUGAUUCAUUUCGUUAAUCAUUCUGGAAAUUUUGGAAUUGUAAAAUCUCCAAUGUUUGAUAAGAAUGCUCCAAAUUUACAAAAAUUGAGAAAGAUUCAAUUUUUAGAAAAGGAUGAUGACUCUACUUUCAUAGAAAACAUUUCUGAAGUUGCGAAUAAUCUUCACCACAUUAUCGCGCAAAAUAGAAGUUCUCGGAUUUCUCCUUGCACAUGCAAAGCAUUGGCAACUCUUAUUGAAAAUCAAGGUGCACUGCAAUAUCUUGGUAUCACUGGAUAUUAUCAAAACAUUUCAACAAUCAUUCAAUCU